AUGACUUCUGAUCUGUUUAUUGUUCUCAAAGCCCCCAAUGGAAAGGAAUACAAGCAGCCCAUCGGCCUCUUCAUAAACAAUGAAUUUGUCAAAUCAAGGUCCGGAGAGAAGAUUGCAAGCAUUAAUCCAACUGACGAAACCGAGAUAGCGUCCGUUUACGCUGCCUCGGCCGACGACGUAGACCUCGCCGUCUCCGCAGCCCGCAAAGCCUUUAAAGAUCGCUCAUGGCGAGAUUUGCCUCCCACAGAUCGCGGCGGUCUCAUGUUCAAGCUCGCCUCCCUCAUUGAGGAGCACGCUGAAACACUCGCCACUAUUGAAACCUGGGAUAAUGGCAAACCGUAUAGCGUCGCCCUGAAUGAAGAUGUUGGAGAAGUCGCAAACACUUUUCGAUAUUACGGUGGCUACGCCGACAAAGUGCACGGCCAGGUCAUUAAUACCGGUCCUGAUAAAUUUGCAUACACGUUGCGCGAGCCGCUUGGGGUUUGCGGGCAAAUUAUUCCCUGGAAUUAUCCACUGGCUAUGGCUGCAUGGAAGCUUGGACCGGCGCUGGCGUGUGGGAAUACUGUUGUCAUAAAGGCAGCCGAGCAGACGCCGUUGAGUAUACUGUACUUUGCGCAGCUCAUCAAGGAGGCAGGAUUCCCGCCUGGUGUGGUCAACAUCCUCAAUGGACACGGCAAGGAAGCAGGUGCGGCGAUUGCAAGCCAUCUCGACAUUGAUAAGAUUGCCUUCACUGGAAGUACAGCUACAGGCCGGCAGAUUAUGAAAAUGGCCAGCAUCAACCUCAAGAACAUAACACUCGAGACUGGCGGAAAGAGCCCUCUGAUUGUCUUCGCCGACGCGGAUCUAGAUCAAGCCGUCAAAUGGAGCCAUGCUGGCAUAAUGUCGAAUAUGGGGCAAAUCUGUACGGCCACCUCUCGAGUCCUCGUGGAGGAAAGCAUCUACGAUGAGUUCGUCAAGCUUUUUAAAGAACAGGUUAAAGAAGUCAGUAAAGUCGGCGACCCAUUUAGCGAUGAUACCUUUCAAGGUCCACAAGUCACAAAAGCCCAGUUCGAGAAAGUACUCGGUUAUAUCGAGUCCGGGAAGUCUGAAGGAGCGACAUUAGUGACUGGAGGUGAAGCUCACAAAGAUGCUAAUGGCAAAGGCUUCUUCAUCGCCCCUACAGUCUUCACACACGUAACCGACAACAUGAAGAUUUAUCGUGAAGAAAUUUUCGGACCUUUUGUCGUCAUCUCAAGCUUCAAAACGGAAGAAGAGGCAAUCAACCGUGCGAAUGAUACCACAUACGGGCUUGGCAGCGCCGUUUUCACGGAGAAUCUGACCAAGGCGCAUAGAGUAGCGAGGAGGAUCGAGGCGGGUAUGGUUUGGGUCAAUAGUAGCAAUGAUUCGGACUUUAGGAUCCCGUUCGGAGGAGUGAAGCAGAGCGGGAUUGGAAGAGAAUUGGGAGAGGAAGGGCUGAGGGCUUAUACGAAUGCAAAAGCUGUGCAUGUCAAUAUGGGGUCGCGGCUAUGA
Molecule: messenger RNA, 1509 nt
Organism: Letharia columbiana
Lineage: Eukaryota; Fungi; Ascomycota; Lecanoromycetes; Lecanorales; Parmeliaceae
Exons: 3
Coding region: 1-1509 (502 amino acids)
Molecular function (GO): oxidoreductase activity, acting on the aldehyde or oxo group of donors, NAD or NADP as acceptor
Source: RefSeq, a predicted model, not a curated record